UGCUGCCAGGAUGAGUGGAAGUGGCUGGUCAGGGUUGUGCUCAUUGGCGACUCUGGCGUGGGGAAGAGCAACCUCCUGUCGCGCUUCACCCGCAACGAGUUCAACCUGGAGAGCAAGAGCACCAUUGGGGUGGAGUUUGCCACCAGGAGCAUCCAGGUGGACAACAAGACAGUGAAGGCUCAGAUCUGGGACACAGCAGGGCAGGAGAGAUACCGAGCCAUCACCUCGGCGUACUACCGGGGGGCGGUGGGAGCUCUGCUGGUGUACGACAUCGCCAAGUACCUGACGUACGAGAACGCCGAGCGCUGGCUCAAGGAGCUGCAGGACCAUGCUGAUGCCAACAUUGUCAUCAUGCUGGUGGGCAACAAGAGUGACCUGAGGCACCUGAGGGCUGUGCCCAUGGAUGAGGCCAGGAGUUUUGCAGGUAGGUGUUCGGCACCUCCUUCCAUCUCCAUCCCAUCUCUUC
Messenger RNA from Acanthisitta chloris (rifleman), 466 nucleotides. Its product is annotated as ras-related protein Rab-11A-like. Gene Ontology annotation, cellular component: recycling endosome. The annotation marks the transcript as partial. The transcript is spliced from 3 exons. Gene Ontology annotation, biological process: regulated exocytosis; constitutive secretory pathway. The record is from RefSeq and is a predicted model, not a curated record. NCBI's taxonomy places the organism in Eukaryota, Metazoa, Chordata, Aves, Passeriformes, Acanthisittidae. Gene Ontology annotation, molecular function: GTP binding; GTPase activity.